AUGACCUACAUCAUGAAAAUCUACAUCGACGGUAUCUGCAGACGCAAUCCAAGAUACACUGAUAGCGAAGGAGCGAUUGGGUCCGCCGCCGUCGUUUUCGAGACAUUCUCCGGCCGCUACUGGCUCACAAAGGUACUCACACGGCACCCCAGACCGACAAGACAGCGUGUCGAACUCGAAGCUGUUAUCAUGGCUAUGGAGAAAGCUCGGGAUCGGCUUGACAGGCGUUCAAACAGUCAGUGGCUUGAUGUGACGAUCCAUUCUGACUCGUAUUGUGUGGUUGACUGCAUGUCAGGGUGGAUUUAA
This is a messenger RNA of Penicillium manginii, 306 nucleotides long. RefSeq lists its product as uncharacterized. Bases 1 to 306 code for a protein of 101 amino acids. The record is from RefSeq and is a predicted model, not a curated record. The transcript has a single exon. Lineage: Eukaryota; Fungi; Ascomycota; Eurotiomycetes; Eurotiales; Aspergillaceae. Gene Ontology annotation, molecular function: RNA-DNA hybrid ribonuclease activity; nucleic acid binding.